This is a messenger RNA of Pocillopora verrucosa, 1323 nucleotides long. RefSeq names its product general transcription factor IIF subunit 2. The record is from RefSeq and is a predicted model, not a curated record. Lineage: Eukaryota; Metazoa; Cnidaria; Anthozoa; Scleractinia; Pocilloporidae. Gene Ontology annotation, cellular component: transcription factor TFIIF complex. Gene Ontology annotation, biological process: transcription initiation at RNA polymerase II promoter; transcription by RNA polymerase II.
UCGUGACGAGAAUAUAAAGCACUUUCUCGCUUCAAGUCACAGUUUAUUACAAAAAGAAGUACUUUGGCUCGUCAUAAUGGGGUCUGAAGUUGAUUGUUCCGGAGUAUCGAGAGCAGUUUGGCUUGUGAAGGUACCAAAAUAUCUGUCUAACAUUUGGAUGGACAACACUGAUGCUUCUGGAAUCGUGGGAAGUCUUCAGAUAAGCAACAAUCCUCAGAGAAAUGAGGUGGCAUUUAAUCUGUCAGAUGCAUUGGCAAAUAAGGAAGACAACUCCAACAAAGAUGGCCAAGACAGUACAAAUAAAGACGGAAAAGACAGCUUCAAGGUUCCCAGGGAGUACAAGAUGGUUUUAUCUAAAGUCGAACAGUCAAUGGGAGUGUUUUCAGAAGGACCAGGAGCCUCAGUGGAAGAUGAUGAAGAAGAAAAAAAACCCAAAAAAAGUCAGGUCACUAUUGAAGGAGUACUUGUACAGAAAGCUGACUGUCGGCCAAUUCAGCCUAGUGCUGACUACCUGAGUUUGAAAAAGAGGACAAUUGUUAAUAAAAGUAAAUCAGGACGGCAAGCCAUACAGGUUGACCGUGUUAUUAAAUAUCGUCCAGUGUCUGACCACAAGGCUAAUAUUGAACACGAAAAGAAAAAGAAAGAAGAAGGAAAGAGAGCUCGAGAAGAUGAGGAUGUUGUCAAAGCGUUGCUUUUCAAUGCAUUUGAAAGACAUCAAUACUAUAACUUGAAGGACCUCAUAACUAUCACAAAACAACCAGUGGCAUAUCUAAAGAGUAUAUUGAAAGAGAUUGGACAUUAUAACACGAAAAAUCCUCACAAAAAUAUGUGGGAGUUAAAGCCUGAGUACAGACAUUACAGCAACAAGAACAGCGAUGAUAAUGGAAAGGAAGGAACAAGUUCGUAAACAAAUUUAGCCAUUUAGACUCACGUGCAAGCGACAAGAGGUGAGGGCCCCAACAGCGUAGAUGCAACGGGAUCUGAAAAAAGCUCAAGAGACAUCUGAAGUAUGGGCAGUUGUUUUCCGUUGCAGGCCUCGUCUACGCAGUGUUUAUAUUUUAAAAACGCAACACAAGUUUUCCGUUUUCACAGGAAAACGGAUUUUUAAAACGUUAUUGUCAACUCUUCAGUGAGCCCACCGGCGGCUCGAACGCUUGAAUGUACCUUCGAGCAUGCCCACAACGAUCAUCUAAUUCUCCCGGGAAUCAUUACAAAGAGCAGGGACUUUCGUAAUUUCAGAACGUGCCGUUUUCAGUGGAUAAUUUGUCCAGUUUAGUCUAGGCAAUACGGCCAACCGAAUGAAAAUAAAGGUGUGUUUUCAGA